AUGGGGUUCAGAGUGAAUGUUUUUCUCCUCUUAGCCUUUUAUCUCUUCCCAGGAGUGAAAAGCUCAAUGGUAAGUUUUAGUAAUAAUGGAUAUGAUGGAAUCGUCAUCGCAAUUAACCCCAGUGUACCAGAAGAUGAAAAACUGAUUCAAAAAAUAAAGGAAAUGGUAAUCGAAGCUUCUACUUACUUGUUUCAUGCCACUAAAAGAAGAGCUUAUUUCAGGAGUGUAAGCAUUUUAAUUCCAAUGACCUGGAAGUCAAACCCUGAGUACUUAAUGCCGAAACAAGAAUCAUAUGACCAGGCAGAUGUCAUAGUUGCUGAUCCUUAUCUGAAAUACGGAGAUGAGCCCUAUACACUUCAAUAUGGACAAUGUGGAGACAAGGGACGAUAUAUACAUUUCACUCCAAACUUCUUGUUGAGUAACAAUUUACCUACGUAUGGGCCCCGAGGAAGAAUAUUUGUCCAUGAGUGGGCCCAUCUCCAGUGGGGAGUAUUUGAUGAGUAUAACCUGGACCGGCCAUUCUAUAUUUCCAGAAAAAACACUAUUGAAGCAACAAGAUGUUCCACGCAGAUCACUGGUACUAAUGUGGUUUUCAAGGAAUGCCAGGGGGGCAGCUGUAUAACAAGGCCAUGUAGACGUGACUCACAGACGGGGCUGUAUGAAGCAAAAUGCACAUUUAUCCCAAACAAGGCCCAGAGGGCAAGAGAAUCCAUAAUGUUUAUGCAAAGUCUAGAUUCCGUAACUGAAUUUUGUACAGCAAAAACACACAACAAAGAGGCUCCAAACCUACAAAACAAAAUGUGUGAUCACAAAAGCACAUGGGAUGUAAUCAUGAAAUCUCAAGAUUUUCAGAAUGUAUCUCCCAUGACCGGAAAGAACCCACCACCCGGUCCUACAAUUUCAUUGCUCAAGGCUAAACAGCGAGUCAUCUGUUUAGUACUUGAUAAAUCUGGAAGCAUGAAAACAGAAGAUCGUCUCUUUCGAUUGAAUCAAGCGGCAGAACUCUACUUGAUUCAAAUUGUUGAAAAGGGAUCCUUGGUUGGGAUGGUGACAUUUGAUAAUUCUGCUGAAAUCCAAAAUAAUCUUAUAAAAAUAACUGAUGAUAACACUUACCAAAAGAUCACUGCCAAACUGCCUCAAGUAGCUGAUGGUGGAACUUCAAUUUGCAGUGGACUCAGAGCAGGAUUCCAGGUAAUUACCCAGAGCAAUCAGAGUACUUCUGGUUCUGAAAUCAUAUUACUAACAGAUGGGGAAGAUGAUACAAUAAGUUCCUGCUUUGAGGAGGUAAAACAAAGUGGUGCAAUCAUCCACACCAUUGCCUUGGGACCUUCUGCUGCCAAAGAACUAGAGACUCUGUCAAAAAUGACAGGAGGACAUAAGUUUUUUGCCAGUAAGGACAUAAAUGGCCUUAUUGAUUCUUUUAGCAGAAUUUCAUCCGGAAGCGGCAAUAUCUUUCAGCGGGCUCUUCAGUUGGAAAGUAAAGCCUUGAAUGUUGCGAGGAAUAAUUGGAUAAAUGGUACAGUGCCUGUGGAUAGUACAAUUGGAAAUGACACUUUCUUUGUUGUCACAUGGACAAUACAAAAGCCAGAAAUUCUUCUUCAAGAUCCAAAAGGAAAUAAAUAUAAUACAGCAGAUUUCAAAGAAGAUCAACUAAAUAUUCGGUCUGCCCGCCUUCGAAUACAAGGCAUCGCAGAAACAGGCACCUGGACUUACAGCCUUCUAAAUAAGCAUGCUCAAUCUCAAUUGCUCACAAUGACAGUGACCACUCGAGCAAGAAGCCCUACCACACUCCCAGUAAUUGCAACUGCUCAUAUGAGUCAAAAUACAGCUCAUCACCCUAGCCCAAUGAUUGUUUAUGCACAAGUCAGUCAAGGGUUUUUGCCUGUUUUGGGAAUCAAUGUAACGGCCAUCAUAGAAAAUGAAGAUGGACAUCAAGUAACACUGGAACUCUGGGACAACGGUGCAGGUGCUGAUACUAUCAAGAACGAUGGCAUCUACUCGAGGUAUUUUACACAUUACCAUGGAAAUGGGAGAUACAGUUUAAAAGUACGUGCCCAGGCAAGAGAAAACGCAGCUAGGAUAAGUUUAAGACACAGACAAAACAAAGCUCUGUAUAUACCGGGCUAUGUUGAAAAUGGUAAAAUUAUACUGAACCCACCCAGACCCGAAGUCGAAGAUGACAUGGCAGAAGCUAAAGUAGAAAAUUUCACUAGAGUAACCUCUGGAGGGUCAUUUAUUGUAUCCGGAGUGCCACCUAGUGGUAAUCAUGCUGAUGUGUUUCCUCCUGGCAAAAUAACAGAUCUUGAAGCUAAGUUUAAAAAUGAUCACAUUCAACUUUCAUGGACUGCCCCAGGCAAGGUCCUUGAUAAAGGAAAAGCUGACAGAUACGUUAUAAGAAUAAGUACCCAUUUUCGGGACAUCCAAGAAGAUUUUAAUAAUGCUUCUUUAGUGAACACUUCUGGUCUGAUACCUAAGGAGGCUGGUUCUACAGAAAAUUUUGAGUUCAAACCGGAACCUAAUAAAAUAGAAAAUGGCACCAUAUUCUAUAUUGCAAUCCAAGCCAUCAAUGAACCUGGUCUUACCUCAGAGGUCUCUAACAUUGCACAAGCAACUAAGCUUAUUCCUCCACAGGAGUCCAGUGCUCCUGCCCUGGACACCAAGAUUUCUACAAUCAGUUUGACAAUGUUUGGAUUUGCUAUGAUUUUAUCUAUAUUUUAA
This is a messenger RNA of Otolemur garnettii (small-eared galago), 2718 nucleotides long. Its product is annotated as calcium-activated chloride channel regulator 1-like. NCBI's taxonomy places the organism in Eukaryota, Metazoa, Chordata, Mammalia, Primates, Galagidae. Bases 1 to 2718 code for a protein of 905 amino acids. Gene Ontology annotation, molecular function: intracellularly calcium-gated chloride channel activity. The transcript is spliced from 14 exons. The record is from RefSeq and is a predicted model, not a curated record. Gene Ontology annotation, biological process: chloride transport.